CCGAAAGUCGUGAGGAGGGCGGGGACACAGACCAACUUUAAAGACCCGCAACUACCCGAAGGCGCCUCGACAGCCGCUGGCGGCCCCGGGCGAUCCCCACAAGCGCGCAGGACCCGGCUCCCGCGCCCGAGCUGCCGGGGGCGCCAUGGGCCGCUACCGCAUCCGCGUGGCCACUGGGGCCUGGCUCUUCUCCGGGUCGCACAACCGCGUGCAGCUGUGGCUGGUCGGGGCGCGCGGGGAGGCGGAGCUGCAGCUGCACCUGCGGCCGGUGCGGGGCCAGGUGACGCCAGGGCCAGUGUCAAUGCGGGAUCAGCGGUGCGGCCAGAGGCUGCUCAGAGGGCGCAGACGCGGGGACAGCUCAGGGACGGACCGAGGUCGAGGACGUCGUGCCCCGCGCUCCCUCGUCCUCCCCAGGCCUGGCGGCGCAGGUGUCCGGAGCAGGCAACAGGAGGAGGAGUUUGAGCGCGACGUCCCCAAGGACUUGGGGCCCCUGCAGUUCGUGAAGUUGCGCAAACACCACUCCCUGGUGGACGACGCGUGGUUCUGCGACCUCAUCACCGUGCGCGGCCCGGGAGCCUGCGAGGAGGCCGCCUUCCCCUGCUACCGCUGGGUGCAGGGCCAGGGCGUGCUGAGCCUGCCCGAGGGCACCGCACGCCUGGCAGGAGACAAUGCCCUGGACGUGUUCCAGAAGCAUCGAGAGAAAGAACUGAAGGAAAGACAAAAGCUGUACUGCUGGGACACCUGGAAGGAGGGGUUACCCCUGACCAUAGCUGCCGGGUGUCAGGACGAUCUACCUCCAAACAUGAGAUUCCACGAGGACAAGAGGCUGGACUUCGAGUGGGCACUGAAGGCGGGGGCGCUGGAGAUGGUCCUCAAACGUGUCUACACCCUCCUGAGCUCCUGGAACCGCCUGGAGGAUUUUGAUCAGAUCUUCUGGGGCCAGAAGAGCGCCCUGGCUGAGAAGGUCCACCAGUGCUGGCAGGACGAUGAGCUUUUUGGCUACCAGUUCCUCAAUGGCGCCAACCCCAUGCUGUUGAGACGCUCCACCUCCCUGCCCUCCCGGCUCGCGCUGCCCCCGGAGAUGGAGGCACUGGGGGCCCAGCUGGAGAGAGAGCUCCAGAACCGUUCCCUGUUUGAGGCUGAUUUCAUCCUGCUGGAUGGGAUUCCCACCAAUGUGAUCCGGGGCGAGAAGCAGUACCUGGCCGCCCCCCUCGUCCUGCUGAAGAUGACGCCCAACGGGAAGCUGCUGCCCCUGGUCAUCCAGAUCCAGCCUCCCAGCCCCAGCUCCCCCACCCCGCCGCUGUUCCUGCCCUCAGAUCCCCCAUUCGCCUGGCUCCUGGCAAAGGCCUGGGUCCGAAAUUCCGAUUUCCAGCUGCACCAGCUCCAGUAUCACCUGCUGAACACUCACCUGGUGGCCGAGGUCAUCGCUGUGGCCACCAUGAGGCGCCUCCCGGGGCUGCACCCUGUCUUCAAGCUCCUGAUCCCACACACCCGCUACACCAUGGAGAUCAACACCCGGGCCAGAUCGCAGCUCAUCGCAGAAGGAGGAAUAUUUGACCAGGCGGUGAGCACGGGCGGAGGGGGCCACGUGCACUUGCUGCGUCGGGCCGUGGCUCAGCUGACCUACUGCUCCCUCUGUCCUCCUGACGACCUGGCUGACCGGGGCCUGCUGGGAAUCCCAGGUGCCCUCUACGCCCACGACGCUUUACGGCUUUGGGGGAUCAUCGCCCGGUACGUGGAGGGCAUUGUCCACGUCUUCUACCACAGGGAUGACGUCGUGAGAGGGGACCCGGAGCUGCAGGCCUGGUGUCGGGAGAUCACUGAGGUGGGGCUGUGCCAGGCCCAGGACCGAGGUUUUCCCGUAUCCUUCCAGUCCCAGAAGCAGCUCUGCCAUUUCCUUACCAUGUGUGUCUUCACAUGCACUGCUCAGCACGGGGCCAUCAACCAGGGCCAGCUGGAUUGGUAUGCCUGGGUUCCUAAUGCCCCAUGCACAAUGAGGAUGCCCCCACCCACCACCAAGGAAGAUGUAACAAUGGCCACAGUGAUGGGCUCACUACCUGAUGUCCGUCAGGCCUGUCUUCAAAUGACCAUCACGUGGCAUCUGGGUCGCCGCCAGCCAGACAUGGUGCCUCUGGGGCAUCACAAAGAAAAGUAUUUCUCAAGCCCCAAGGCCAAGGCUGUAUUAAACCAAUUCCGAACGGAUUUGGAAAACCUAGAAAGAGAGAUUACAGCCCGGAAUGAGCAACUCGAUCUGCCCUAUGACUACCUGAAGCCCAGCCGCAUAGAGAACAGCGUCACUAUCUGAGGCCUGCAGCACCCCCACCUGCAAGACUUCAGAUCAGCUCCGGUACUAACACUCCCAUCUUGAAUGUCAUGGUUUCCAAAGUCUCUGCCGCUAAGGCUCUAUUUUCCCCUAAAGGGCCAGAAAAAUAAACAUUUUAGGCUUUGUAGGCUGCACAGUCUCUGUCACCACUACUCAACUUCCCCGAUAGAGUACAAAAGCAGCAACAGACGAUAUGAAAGUGAAUGAGUGUGACCGUGUUCCUGUAAAACUUUACUUAUGAGCAAUGAAAUCCGAACUGCUCGUGUCACAAAAUACUCUUCUGCUUUUGGUCUAGUCAACUGUUUAACCACGCAGAGAGAAUCUGUGCUUUGCUAGAGGGACAGCAUGGGCUGUGGGCUGGAUCUGACCCUCAGGGGCAGUACUGGCACAGGGCUACCCUCUGCUAGCCUGAGGCACUGACCCUACUUGCCGAACAUCCAGAGAAUGCUCUGCGGUGGGACGGGGAAGAUUUCUUGCAUAAAUCAACUACCUCAACUAAUUCUCCUCUCCCACGAGCUAGACUUCCCGCACCAGGGGCCAACGUAAAACUUCCUGACUCUGUGCUUUGGCAAGUUCCCUCCACCUCGUUCCCCCUCGUCACACACCGACCCCAAGAAUCCUAGAGUAGGAAUGGUGCUCCUGGGCAGAACAAAAACCUGCCAUCCCAGGAUGGCUUCCUUCCCCAGGCAGUCUCAAGCAAACAGGACACGAAAUUCGUCUCCCAAGGCCCCUUUUCCCAGUCCCUGUAGUAGUAACUUGGGGUCUAUAUGUGUUUUCCUGGAUCCAAGUUCUCUGUCACAACCUGUUUAGCAACAAUGUGCAUAAAAUAAAAGGAAAAAAUGCC
Ailuropoda melanoleuca (giant panda) is the source of this 3167-nucleotide messenger RNA. RefSeq names its product arachidonate 12-lipoxygenase, 12S type (gene ALOX12). NCBI's taxonomy places the organism in Eukaryota, Metazoa, Chordata, Mammalia, Carnivora, Ursidae. Gene Ontology annotation, biological process: lipid oxidation. The transcript has 15 exons. Gene Ontology annotation, molecular function: oxidoreductase activity, acting on single donors with incorporation of molecular oxygen, incorporation of two atoms of oxygen; protein binding; iron ion binding. The record is from RefSeq and is a predicted model, not a curated record. The coding region runs from base 146 to 2305 and encodes 719 amino acids.